Molecule: messenger RNA, 2274 nt
Organism: Strongyloides ratti
Lineage: Eukaryota; Metazoa; Nematoda; Chromadorea; Rhabditida; Strongyloididae
Product: Prolyl endopeptidase
Exons: 2
Coding region: 1-2274 (757 amino acids)
Biological process (GO): proteolysis
Cellular component (GO): cytosol
Molecular function (GO): serine-type endopeptidase activity; oligopeptidase activity
Source: RefSeq, a predicted model, not a curated record
AUGUCAAGAAAAAAAUUUAUUUUUCUUGUAAAUUUGUUUUUAAUUUUAAUCAUUAGUCUUACAUCUGGUUAUUAUAAUUCUGAAAGUAGUGAAAAUGAAAAAAAUAGUCUUAUUGAUGUAAAGUCAUAUCCAGAAUGUAAAAAAAAUUAUGAUUUUGCUAAAAAAAAAAAAUAUGGCUGUGAUAUAUCAGAUUAUUAUAGAUAUUUAGAGGAUAGAGAUGGAUCAGAUUCUAUUCGUUUUAUUGGAAAACUUAAUGACAUGUUUGGCAAGUUUAUGGAUAGAUCUGAAUUUAUAACACCAGUUAGAAACAUAUUAUUAAGUUAUAAUCAAUAUAGAACUAGAGAAUUACUUUUACAAGUUGGAGAAUAUCAAUAUUUUUAUGGGUAUAAUAACAAAAAUUAUAAAUCAAUUUUAAAACGAAGAAAUAUUACUGAUAAAAUUGAACGUGAUUUUAUCAAUUUAGAUAAUCGUGAUUCAUCGAAUGAAACUGAAAUUAAGAGUUUUGCAUUUAGUAUUACAAAAAAGUUGAUGGGAUAUGAAAUUUCAGAACAGCCUGGAUUUUCAAAAAUAAAAUUUAAAUAUGAAAAUGGAACAGAUUUAAAAGAUGAAUUGCAUCUUAAUGGAAUUACUGAAUAUGCUUUUGUUUUAAAAGACACAGGUUUUAUUUAUUCUAAAUAUCCAUUUAAAAAGGCUUCAAAUGGAACAACAUAUUUGGAUGUCAGUAGUCAGUCAUUAUAUUUUCAUAAAUUUGGAACAACUUUCUAUGCUGAUAUAGAGAUAUAUCGAAAUGAUAAUUUAAAAAAAGGAGAUGUAACGGCAAAAGUAUCAGAUGAUGGAAAUUAUUUAUUUGUGAAAUUACAUGAUACUCAAAACGAUACAUCUGCUUAUUAUUUUUAUAAUCUCACAAAUGUACGUGAUUUUAAAAGUAAAAUAGUUCUUAAUCGUUUGAUUGGAAACUUUGAUGCAUACUAUGAACUUUAUUCUACUGCUGAUGAUAAGGCUAUUGUUUGGACUGAUAAAUAUAAUGGAAGUGGUAGAAUUGUGAAGGUAAAAAUUCCAAGUGUAAAUGAAUCUUUACAAGAUCCUCAAGUAUUCAUAAAAGAAGAAGAAGAUUUAUACAUUCAAAGUAUUAUUCCUGUUGGAAAAGAGUAUUUGGUUUUAAUUUGUAACAAGAAUUCGGAAUAUUUUUUGAAAAUUUAUAAUAAAUAUAAUCAAAAAUUCAUAGAAACAGCGUAUGUUCGUCCAGGGAUUAUUGAAGAUGGACAAGGUGAUACAAGUAAUUAUAACUUUUUCUUUUCAUUUAAAAAUAUAUAUACACCAAAAAGUAUAUAUGAUAUUGAUUUGAAACAGAUUAAAAAUGACACAGUACAUUUAGUGGUAGUAGUAGGAUGUCUAUUCGCACCUCAAUUUGAAAAAUUAGAUACUUCUAAUUUUGUUAUAAAAAAAGAAUAUUAUAAAAGUAAAGAUGGUAAGAAAAUACCUAUGAUAAUGUUUCAUAAUGGAAAUUUAAAGAAAAAUAAAAAAAAUCCUGUAAUUGUAGAAGCUUAUGGUGAUUUUACUGCUGCAUGGCAUCCUCAAAAUUCAUUGGCUAAAAUGUUUUUUGUGAAAGAAUUUGGUGGAAUUUGGUGUAUUCCUGGUAUAAGAGGUAUAGAAGGUUUAGGUGAAAAGUGGACAUCAGACGGAAGAAAACUUAAAAGAAAAAAAAGUUUUGAAGAUUUUAUAUAUGGUAUAAAAUUUUUAAUUAAUAAUGGUUAUACUAAAUCAAGUAAAAUUGCUAUUUAUGGUGAGGGUGAAGGCGGUCUUUUAACAACUGUCGUUUCACAACAAGAGCCAAAGCUUAUUGGUGCUGUUGUAGCAAAAUCACCAUUAUUAGAUACAAUACGAUAUGAUAAAUUAACUCAUAAUGAAUAUUUACUCGAAAAACUGUACGGUGACUUAGAUAAAAGUAAAUAUUAUAAAUAUUUAUAUUCAUUUUCACCUUAUCAUCAAAUGGAUAAAUCUUAUACUUUUAAAAAACAAUGGCCAAGUACUUUAAUAUUUCACCCUCUUUAUGAUAGCGUUUAUGGUGUUCAACAUACAACAAAAUAUUUGGCUAAAUUGUAUAAUCUUAUAAAGAAAAAUAAAAAAUUACGCCAAGCUAAUCCAAUUAUUGCAUCUAUCAUGAAACAUGGUGGUUCUUUAGAUAAAGAUAGAACUGGUGACAUACAAAUGGAUGAAUUAUAUAGAAUGCUUCUUUUCCUUCAACAAGUAUUGGAUUUAAAAUUUGAAAAAUAA